This is a messenger RNA of Scheffersomyces stipitis CBS 6054, 940 nucleotides long. It is a transcript of the gene SPE3, whose product is annotated as spermidine synthase. Gene Ontology annotation, cellular component: cytosol. The record is from RefSeq and is a predicted model, not a curated record. NCBI's taxonomy places the organism in Eukaryota, Fungi, Ascomycota, Pichiomycetes, Serinales, Debaryomycetaceae. Gene Ontology annotation, biological process: spermidine biosynthetic process. The transcript has a single exon. Gene Ontology annotation, molecular function: spermidine synthase activity. Bases 38 to 940 code for a protein of 300 amino acids.
CUAUUCUAUAUAGUAUAGAUCUUUGAAAGUAGUAGUAAUGUCUGCCUCUCAAGAAUUGACCCAUCCCUCCAUCAAGGACGGCUGGUUUGCUGAAGUUUCCGACACCAUGUGGCCUGGCCAAGCCAUGUCCUUGAAGGUCGAAAAGGUUUUGCACACCGAAAAGUCCAAGUACCAGGACGUUUUAGUUUUCAAGUCCGAGACGUACGGCAAUGUCUUGGUUUUGGAUAACUGUAUCCAAGUCACUGAACGUGACGAGUUCUCCUACCAAGAGAUGAUCACCCACUUGGCCCUCAACUCUCACCCUAACCCAAAGAAGGCUUUGGUUAUUGGUGGCGGAGACGGUGGUGUCUUGAGAGAAAUCUUGAAGCACGAGUCCAUUGAAGAAGCUUGGUUGUGUGACAUCGACGAAACUGUCAUUGAAGUUUCCAAGAAGUACUUGCCUGAGAUGUCCAAGUCCUACAAUGACCCAAGAACCAAGGUUCACAUUGGUGAUGGUUUCAAGUUCUUGGCUGAGUACAAGAACCAAUUCGAUGUCAUCAUCACCGACUCUUCUGACCCAGAAGGUCCAGCUGAGUCGUUGUUCCAAAAGCCUUACUUCGAGUUGUUGAGCGGUGCUUUAACCGAAAAGGGUGUUAUCACUACCCAAGCUGAAAACAUCUGGUUGCACAUGCCUAUCAUCUCCAAGUUGAAGCAAGACUGUAAGCAGAUUUUUGCUGUGGCUGAGUACGGCUACACCAUGAUUCCAACUUACCCUUCGGGCUCCAUUGGUUUCAUGGUCUGCUCCAAGGAUCCAAACGCUGACGUCACCAAGCCAAUCAGAUUUGACUGGUCCGACGAAUUCGUGUCGAAGAACUUGAAGUACUACAACAAGAGAAUCCACGAAGCUGCCUUCGUCUUGCCUACCUGGGCUGACGAAAUUUUAAACAAGAACAACGCCUGA